Molecule: messenger RNA, 324 nt
Organism: Cooperia oncophora
Lineage: Eukaryota; Metazoa; Nematoda; Chromadorea; Rhabditida; Trichostrongylidae
Source: the annotation of a GenBank genome assembly
AAGGUCGUCCCGUACACAAGUCUUAUGGUGGCAGGAGAUUCCGAACUAAUGAGUAUCCCUGGAUCGCGCAUUUGCAUAUCGGAGGUGCACUACCAUGAGGACUACGAUGCAUGUACCUCAGAAGAUGAUAUAGCAGUCCUCGAACUAGCUAAAAACGUUCCCCGUCACUGGGCUACACCCAUAUGUUUACCGGAUAGAGAAGAGACGAUUUCUGACGACCUUAAAGCCGCAGGAUCUGGAUGGAGAGUAUGUCAAAUCACUUCACUGUUCCACUUUGAUACAGAGGCAAAUGUACAGAAAAAGGGGUCGAAAUGCACGAUCUAA